GUCAACCGUCACAGUGUAUUUGUAAGCUAGCCAAAUAACAAGCAGCAUAGCAGCAUCUGUCCUAAGUAAAUUGGAGUCCGCACCUUCACCUGUGCAAUAUCAUACCUGUAGGCUGUGAAGGCUCGAACGCCCCGCCGAAUCUACGCUAUUGGAACCUCACGAUAAAAAGCCUCAUGAUACGCAUCGUUACCUCCAUUCUGUACUGGAUCAAUGUCUCGGCCGGUUAAGCGUCGUGUCUGGUCCGCAAUGUUUGCUGCGCCGGCGUUUCCCGUCUAUACUUUGUCUUAGUUGGACGAACAAGUCCUCAUCUCGACAUGGUCGCUGUCGGGUGCGGUUGUCUUGCUCGGUUUGACUUGGGUUAGGAGCCUUGUCUCGCUGUGUACCGAUCUCUACCGGACACCAGUGGCUCUAUGCUGGGAUGGCGCUUGUGAUGGUUACGUACGCGAGAUAUUGUUUGUCUGUGGCUGUGAAUCUAACCAGCAGGCACAUGUACGAUACGUUGGGUAUGCGUCCAAGGCUGGCGCCUCGAGGCUGUCUGGUAGCGCUGCGAAUAUCUUAUCCGCUACUGAUGUCCUGGUCUGGAGCGAGCAGCAAGAAGCAAAACCACUGCGCAGGGCGUCAUGCUGGCCCCGAGAGUCUUAGAGACACGAUCGGCAAAGUGCUACUUUGGAUGUAGUACCUAUGCGAAAAUUCGAAUGCUUCCCUAGUAGCCUACAAUGAUCGGACCGUGCGGCAUGAUCAACGUUGACCAAGAAGUAGAGCUUCUUCGUUUCCGGUGACCGAGUGUAAUCUGCAGGUCGAUAACGGUCGCCGUUGGACCAAACAAUCUUAUUACAAUGUUCUGAUACUCUC
Baudoinia panamericana UAMH 10762 is the source of this 852-nucleotide messenger RNA. RefSeq lists its product as uncharacterized. The transcript has a single exon. The record is from RefSeq and is a predicted model, not a curated record. Bases 419 to 676 code for a protein of 85 amino acids. NCBI's taxonomy places the organism in Eukaryota, Fungi, Ascomycota, Dothideomycetes, Mycosphaerellales, Teratosphaeriaceae.